Pieris brassicae (large cabbage white) is the source of this 804-nucleotide messenger RNA. RefSeq names its product putative mediator of RNA polymerase II transcription subunit 12. The record is from RefSeq and is a predicted model, not a curated record. NCBI's taxonomy places the organism in Eukaryota, Metazoa, Arthropoda, Insecta, Lepidoptera, Pieridae. Bases 138 to 587 code for a protein of 149 amino acids. The transcript has 2 exons.
AAAAAUAGCAAACAUCACUGUCAAUUACCAGGCCUAGAACUUGUCAUUCCGCUGUUUGUUGUGACAGGAAAAAAGGAGCGAGAUUUUAGUUUGUUUUAUGGAAAUAAACGGAUAUAUAAAAUACAGUAAAAGUGAUAAUGAGUGGAAAUAAGGGAAACUUGAAUGAAAGAGAUAUUGAAGAUUAUCUUAGUAAGUUACAAGGCGGUUGGCUCUCAGAAGAUGACCUCGAUGACCAAGAUUCCGAUGAUGAAAACCGCGAUUCUGUUGAAGUUAUAAGAGUGUUGCAGGAGGAGAACGACGAUGAUGAUGAUGGGGAUGAUGUGGAUGAAACUGCUGACAUUGAUCCUCCUCUUGUAGAAGCAGAAGAUCAAGAACCCUCUCACCCAUCAACUUCAUCUAAUCUGCAGUCUUCAUCCAGUUUUUCAUUUGACAAAAGAAGCUUGAUUUGGAAAAAAAGGAAUCUGGUGUAUGACACAGAUAAAAUUACUUUCUUGGGGAGUUCUAUUAUUUCUAAUUGGCCUUUGUGCUAUGCAACAGAGGACCCACCAAAUACGCUAAAAGAGGUCAUCCUAGUACCAGUUCACUAGAAGAGGAAUUACUAUCAAAAAAAAGAAAAGGUUCUCCAGCACCACCACCUCCAAAAGAUAUAAGAAAAGAUGGUGCUGAACAUUGGCCAACAGUAGGUGGGUCACUCCGGUGCAAAUUUCCCAAAUGUAAAGGCUAUUCCGCAAUUUCGUGUAGUAAAUGUGGCGUCAAUUUGUGCUUGAAUAAAAAUAAUAAUUGUUUUUUAAAUUAUCAUAAACA